UAUACACUGGAAUCAAGCCGCUAGGGGCACAGUCGUAUUGGCUGCAAAGACAAGCCCUGGCACCUUUCUUGCCUUCAUUCGUUUACCUUUGCAAGACUUGCUUCUUCAGUGCUUUUUGGUGACAUCCCAGACUGUACCUUGCGACAAGGACACUUUGCAGGGCCAAUUUGACUCGAUCGUUUAGCCGCAGUCUCGGUCGCUGACGUACAAUGUCGGAGUGGACGAUGCGACCAGGAGGGAACGCGUAUGGAGGUGGAGGUGGCGGUGGCGGAGUGGAGUGGUUCAGCGCUGGGGCCCCCUCGUAUGGCUCUUACGCGCCUAGCUAUGGCGCUCCAGCCGGCGGAUACGGAGCCAGCACCACAAAUAGUAACAGCUUUGAGGAGGAGCCCCCGCUGCUUGAAGAGCUGGGCAUCGACGUGGGCGCCAUCUUCCUCAAGAUGCGCGCGGUGCUGCUGUGGCGCCUGGGCUCCCGCUACCUGGACGACUUGGACAUGGGCGGGGCGCUGCUGUUCGUGUUCGUGCUGGCGGGGCUGCAGCUGCUGAUGGGCAAGCUGCACUUCGGCGUGACUCUGGGCUGGUCUGUGGUGUUCAGCCUGAUGCUGUGGUUCCUGCUGCGGCAGCUGGUGGGCAGCGAGGGCGCCGAGGCCAAGAACCUGGACCUGUACGGCUGCUGCUGCGUGGUGGGGUACAGCAUGCUGCCGCUGGUGCUGUUCGCGGCGGCGGCGCUGCUGCUGCCCAAGGGCCCGGUGACGUUGCUGGCGGCCGCGGGCUGCACGCUGUGGGCGGCGCUCACAGCCAGUCGCAUAUUCGCGCGGCGCUGCCCGGCGUUGGAGGAUCUAAAGGGUGUCAUCAUGUACCCCUGCAUCCUCACCUACGCCACCUUCGCGUUGCUGGUAGUCUACUAGCCGUGCGGAUUCGUGAGGCAGGAGUAGGAGCGGCAGACGGCGCGUCUUGAAGGGUUAUGGCUGCCCCGGAUGUCGUGGCUUGCAUGGCUCUGUGUUGGUUAGAGAGCGUAAGAAUGCGUGGAAGGACCGGGGACAGAGGAUGCAAUGCGGCGCGAUGCGCUGGCGUGGCGCAACGCGCGGCAGUGACUCACGCAGGCGCCGGAGAAGGGAAUCGGCGGCAGACGGCAGCCGUAGCGGCAGUUAAGCGGUGAUGCACAAAGUGGCCCCUAAGACGAGAGUUAGGCACUGCACAGCAGAGUUAGGCAGGUGUGCAGUCUAAGCGGCUCGACCAACCGCCGUAUGGAUUGAAAAUGCUUCUGGUAUUAUUAUAUCGACCAGAACAUAUUUCAUCACAUUAUUCAUAUCAAUACCGCGCAUCGGCCUAGCUUGUUAGAAGAAGACUGUUGGAUUGGCGCGUUUCUCGACGCUUCCCGGCCUUCAUCGGAUUCGAUUGGGCCCGCACUUCUCGACUAGUUGGAUGUGCAUAGCAGUAGUGUUGUGAACACAUAUGAUGUUAUGCUCAUGCCUACA
Chlamydomonas reinhardtii is the source of this 1475-nucleotide messenger RNA. RefSeq lists its product as uncharacterized. The transcript is spliced from 5 exons. Gene Ontology annotation, biological process: vesicle fusion with Golgi apparatus; endoplasmic reticulum to Golgi vesicle-mediated transport. The coding region runs from base 225 to 905 and encodes 226 amino acids. Gene Ontology annotation, cellular component: trans-Golgi network. Lineage: Eukaryota; Viridiplantae; Chlorophyta; Chlorophyceae; Chlamydomonadales; Chlamydomonadaceae. The record is from RefSeq and is a predicted model, not a curated record.